AUGAAGAAAAAUUCCAAAGAACUUGCAUCACAUUAUAAAAAACUUCUUCAAGAUGAUCAUAAUUCCGAUGUAAUUAUUCGCUUUGACCAAGGAGAAGAUUUAAAAGAGCUUUAUGCACACUCACUUAUUUUAAGAGCGCGCUCUACCUUUUUUGAUAGUGCUCUUUCCAGUAGAUGGGCUAGGAAGGAAGGAAAAUCUUUCAUUAUUGAAAUGAAAGAUGUGUCAAUAAAUACAUUUAAAGCUGUUUUGAAGUACAUAUAUACUACAGAGAUUUCUUUAGAUGAAUUAAGUGGUGUUGAGAUUUUGGAAUUUUUAGUGGAAACCGAUAGAUUACUACUUCUUAAUGAAGGAAUUAAUAGAAAAUUAUUUUCUUAUGUAUACGAAAAUUUGGAAAAAAUAAUCCGAAAUGAUGCAAUUAAAACAUUACAAAUAAUUUUUCAAUAUAAUAAUAUAUUCGAGACAUUGUAUGGAUCAUGCCUUCAACUUAUAUGUGCUUAUCCAAAUAUGGUAUUUGAACAUCCCAGAUUUACUCAGCUAGAUUCAUCUAUUCUAACCCUCAUAUUAAAACGUGAUGAUCUAGGAAAAUUAAGCGAAUCUAAUAUUUUAAGUUACUUGAUUCAAUGGGGAAUUGCUCAACUUCCUACUACUACUCAAGAAAAAAACAUAGAUACCUGGGAAAGGGAUGACUUUAUUAAAUUAAAAGGUGCAAUUAAUGAAUUUAUUCCUUUAAUUCGAUG
This is a messenger RNA of Dentiscutata erythropus, 737 nucleotides long. Lineage: Eukaryota; Fungi; Glomeromycota; Glomeromycetes; Diversisporales; Gigasporaceae. The record is from the annotation of a GenBank genome assembly.